This is a messenger RNA of Diachasma alloeum, 318 nucleotides long. RefSeq lists its product as uncharacterized. The record is from RefSeq and is a predicted model, not a curated record. NCBI's taxonomy places the organism in Eukaryota, Metazoa, Arthropoda, Insecta, Hymenoptera, Braconidae. The transcript has a single exon. Bases 1 to 318 code for a protein of 105 amino acids.
AUGGACAUCAGUAACCAAACACCAGGCACCAGUCAUUGGACAUUACAUAUGAGACACCAGGCACCAGACACCAGAUACGAGGCAUCAAACACUGGACACCAGAUAUCAUCCAUCAGACACGAGACACGAGACACCAGACACCAGAAGAAUGAUACGAGAUACCAAACACUUGAGACCAGAUAUCAUACAUCGGACAUGAGACACGAGAAACGUGACAUGAGGCACCAAACUCCAGACGCCAGACGCCAGUCAGCGAAGAUUACACACGAGACAUCAGACACCAGACACUGGAUACCAGAUACCAGAUAUCAUAUAUGA